Messenger RNA from Megalobrama amblycephala (Wuchang bream), 5120 nucleotides. It is a transcript of the gene stxbp5b, whose product is annotated as syntaxin binding protein 5b (tomosyn). Gene Ontology annotation, cellular component: cytoplasm; plasma membrane; SNARE complex. NCBI's taxonomy places the organism in Eukaryota, Metazoa, Chordata, Actinopteri, Cypriniformes, Xenocyprididae. The record is from RefSeq and is a predicted model, not a curated record. Gene Ontology annotation, biological process: regulation of exocytosis; regulation of protein secretion. The coding region runs from base 387 to 3944 and encodes 1185 amino acids. Gene Ontology annotation, molecular function: syntaxin binding; GTPase activator activity; myosin II binding. The transcript has 29 exons.
CGCAGCGGCAUUUCUCCUGCACAUCCGGGUGUCGGCUCGACAGCGCAGACUCGUCGCGGUGAUUGCAGCGCUCUGCGUUUCCGCGUUAGCAGUGGGGGAACCAGCCGAGGGGAGGGAACGGAACACAGCGAGAUUGGCCAAAUCUAACUGGAUUACGCUGUCUGUGUCGCGAUUAAAAUGAAAAAGAAGUGACAUUUUGAUCCUCCGGCCUCGUUUAGGAAAUGAGCAUGGGAUUAUGACAUUCGCUCGGGCACGAGACGGGAUGACAACACUGCCUGACAUGUGAGACAUCAGGACGAAUACAACUACAGUGCGCUUGUGUGGCUGUCUCCGCCACCUUCUGUUUAUGCACAUUUUGCAUUCGUUUUGCAUUUGCUGGAGGUAAUAUGAAGAAGUUUAAUAUCAGGAAGGUGUUGGACGGCUUGACUGCGGCGUCCUCUUCCUCCUCCGCCGCUGCCGCCGCGUCCCUUCAGUCGGGAAACAGGGAGAAUGACAUGAUUCAGGAGACCCUGCAGUCAGAGCAUUUCCAGCUCUGCAAGACACUGCGACAUGGCUUUCCCUAUCAACCCUCUUCCAUGGCUUUUGACCCAGUACAGAAAAUUCUGGCUAUUGGCACACAGAGCGGAGCCCUAAGACUAUUUGGCCGAGCAGGAGUGGAAUGUUACUGCCAGCAUGAGAGCGGAUCGGCCGUCAUCCAGCUGGAGUUUCUUGUCAAUGAAGGGGCGCUGGUUAGUGCUUUGGCAGAUGACAGUAUUCAUUUGUGGAAUCUGAGGCAAAAACUUCCAGCCAUUCUCCAUUCUCUUAAAUUUAAUCGGGAGAGGAUCACGUUUUGCCAUUUGCCGUUUCAGAGUAAAUGGCUGUACGUGGGCACGGAAAGAGGGAACAUUCACAUUGUCAAUGUGGAGUCCUUCACCCUCUCAGGCUAUGUCAUCAUGUGGAACAAAGCCAUUGAACUUUCCUCAAAGACUCACCCUGGACCUGUAGUUCAUAUCAGCGAUAACCCCAUGGACGAAGGGAAACUUUUAAUUGGUUUUGAGUGUGGCAUAGUUGUGCUGUGGGACUUGAAAUCGAAGAAGGCCGACUACCGUUACAACUAUGAUGAGGCGAUCCACUCUGUGGCUUGGCAUCACGAGGGGAAACAGUUUGUGUGCAGUCACUCAGAUGGCACACUUACCACAUGGAAUGUACGCGCUCCAGCCAAGCCUGCCCAGAUCAUUACACCGCAUGGAAAGCAGCCCAAGGAUGGAAAGAAACCAGAGCCAUGCAAACCCAUCUUGAAAGUGGAGUACAAAACUACCAGGGCAGGGGACCCAUUCAUGAUACUGUGUGGAGGUUUGUCAUAUGAUACAGUGGGUAGGCGAGCCUGUCUGACUGUGAUGCAUGGGAAAAGCACUGCAGUGCUGGAGAUGGACUACCCCAUAGUGGAUUUCCUUACGCUGUGUGAAACCCCAUAUCCAAACGAUUUCCAGGAGCCUUAUGCUGUUGUUGUCCUGCUGGAGAAGGAUUUGGUUGUUAUUGACCUUGCACAAAUUGGGUAUCCGAUCUUCGAGAAUCCAUAUCCUCUUUCCAUCCACGAGUCUCCGGUGACCUGCUGCGAAUAUUUUGCUGACUGUCCUGCUGAAGUCAUUCCUGCACUUUACUCUGUGGGCUCCAGACAAAAAAGACAGGGCUUCAGUAAGAAGGAAUGGCCAGUAAGUGGAGGUAACUGGGGCCAGGGAACGCUAAGUUUUUCAGAGGUCAUCAUCACUGGGCAUGCUGAUGGAUCGAUCAAGUUUUGGGAUGCCUCAGCAUUAAUGCUGCAGGUUUUGUAUAAGCUGAAAACAGCAAAGGUUUUUGAGAAGCCCCGUGGUAAAGAGGAGAAAUCCAGCACUGAAAUUGUGGAUGAAGAUCCGUUUGCCAUCCAGAUCCUGUCUUGGUGUCCAGAGAGUCGUGUGCUCUGUGUGGCUGGAGUAUCGGCUCAUGUCAUAGUCUACAGGUUCAGCAAACAGGAAGUCACCACUGAAGUGGUCCAGUUGCUGGAGGUGCGUAUGCAGUGUGAACUGAAUGAAGUGGAGUCUCCAGAGGUCGGAGGCGAGCAGGCGUCGGCCGUUUCCACCCCAGGAACCUCAUCUAGCCCUCAGACCAGCCUGCCUCAGUCCCACCCCUCCACCAGCAGCAACAACUCCUCUGACGGCCUGCGAGAUAACGUGCCCUGUCUCAAGGUCAGGAGUUCUCCUCUCAAACAGUCUCCGGGUUACCAGGUGGAGCUGCUCAUUCAGCUGGUGUGGGUCAGCGGGGAGCCGCCACAACAGAUCACUAGCCUGGCCGUCAACUCUGCAUAUGGCCUAGUUGCUUUUGGCAAUGGUAACGGACUUGCGGUGGUUGAUUACCUUCAGAAAACUCUCCUUCUGAACAUGAGCAUAGCCGAGCUGUACGGCUCAACAGAUCCUCACCACAGACAACCACGCUCACCCCGCAAAGCCAGACAGCCCUCGGCAGGUCUUUGUGAUGGUAAUGAAGCUUCAGCCACUCCAGAGGAGAAAUGUAAAUCACCAACUUCAGGAUCCGGUUCACCAUGCAAUUCUGAUGAAGACACCAAACAAAAGUUCAUUGACAAGGUGAUGUCCAAAAGCAAGCAGAUAUCCAAGAAUGUUGCCAAUGACUUUGCUAGGAUAUCCCGGAAAAUUAACAUGAUUGCUGAUCAGAAAGAUGAAAGGAGGGUACGGCGUCACUGCUCUCUCCCUGGUAAGAAACAACAGAGUUGUGUAAAGGAAAUGAAGAGGAAGCACGCAGCGUCUUUCCGUGAGACCUCAUUACGUGAUCCCAAUGCCAGGGACAACUCGUUCAGCCGCUCACGCAGCUCCAGUGUGACCAGCCUUGACAGAGAGUCACGUGAGGUCAUUUCCUCCUUCUACUUUUGUGACUCCCUGUCCAAGAAGAGUGAGACGGUGGCAUUGCCCAGCCUGUGGGUGGGCACCUCAUUGGGCAGCAUGCUGACCAUCGCCCUCACUGUGCCCUCCACACCAGAGCAGAGGAUGCAACAGCCUGUGGGCGUCUGUUUCUGUGGUUCAGUGGUACGCUUGAAAGGAGGCAUUCUGCGUAUGGCCCAGCUGGAUGCCAGCGGGAUGCUUCUGCCCCACGUUUAUGAGCCCUGGUAUGAGCCCAACGCCCCUGAGGAAGAGAAAGAACGGCCACGGAGACGCCGGCCCACAUCCCCUCCUUCUUCUCAGGAGAACCAGGAUUGUCAGUACGCUGUGGUCUGCUCAGAGAAGCAGGCUAAGGUGGUGGCGCUGCCCUCCCAAAACUGCAUCUACGAGCACAACAUCACCGAGGCCUCCUUUGUACUUAGAGCUGAUGUGGUGACGAUGACCACAGGGGUCGGCCUCGCCUGUUUCUGUGCCAAUGGCCACAUUAUGACCCUCAGUGUGCCCAGCCUGCGGCCACUGCUGGAUGUGAACUACCUUCCUCUGACGGACAUGAGGAUAGCCAGAACCUUCUGUUUCUCAAACCAAGGCCAGGCCCUGUACCUCACAUCACCCACUGAGAUCCAAAGAAUCACCUAUAGCCAGGAAACCUGUGAUAACCUGCAGGAGAUGCUCGGAGAGCUGUUUACUCCAGUGGAGACACCAGAGGCUCCGAACAGAGGGUUCUUCAAGGGCUUAUUUGGAGGUGGUGCUCAGUCCUUGGACAGAGAGGACCUGUUUGGAGAGGUGGCUGCUGGUAAGGCCUCGCGCAGUCUGGCACAGCACAUCCCAGGUCCAGGUGGUAUGGAGGGCAUGAAGGGGGCCGCGUCUGGUGUGGUGGGAGAGUUGGCACGGGCGAGGAUAGCUCUGGAUGAGAGAGGACAGAAACUAGGCGAGCUGGAGGAGAGGACAGCAGCCAUGAUGUCCAGUGCAGACUCCUUCUCCAGACACGCACAUGAUAUAAUGCUGAAAUACAAGGACAAGAAAUGGUACCAGCUCUGAGGUCCCUGCAGGGAGUCAGCGGACCUUCCUGUGAAAACCGCAGAUCCAUCAUCUCUCCUCCAUUUCUUCCUUCUCUUCCUGUGUCUCUCUCUCUGUGAUGUCCAGAGACUGCCACUCUCGCUCAGCACAACGUCACGCGGCAUUACCUCGAGCUGAGGAGCUGCGGAAAGACAGAGGAGACAGGAGGGGAAGGAACGGGACAGGCGCAUUAGGCCGGGAUUUCCUUCCCUUCUCGGUGGCAGUUGAGUUUCCUCUCCUAAAAAAAAAAACAAAGCCGUGUAUCUUGUCUUGGAGUUGGGAGAGGGGGUCUGUCACUGGUGCUGCCCCCUGUCUUAUACCUUCAUUCACCACGCUGUCAUUUUUACUGCCAUUCUAUCUGCAAAGAAACUACAAAAAGGAUUGUGGGACAUUUUGGGCAAAGAAAUUAUUUAAGAUGAAUGAAUGGGUUAGAGAGACAUACAGCUGACGGAAGAAGGUCCAAUGUCUGCAUAGCCAAGCUUAAUGCUUCUGAUAAUCUGUCACUAGAGCAAGAAAAGAUUGCAUGUCUAGUGAUUUAAUUUAGGAAAUUAGUGCUUUUUCUUAUUUUACGAAUUCGAGUGAAUCUCAUGAAAACACAUCCAGGUAAUAUUUCACCUCGAAAUCAAUAUUUUGCAUAAAGAAAACACUCUUUAAGCAAACUGUUUCUUGUUUAUUUUGAUUUUAAGGUGAAACAUAACCUGCAUUUCAUGAGAUUCACUCAGUAAUCAUGUUACUUAUGGAAAAGGCCGGAUUGUCUUACAUAAGGUGUACCAUUUAAUUUCACCUCUAAAGGGCUGGAAGUUGCUGUAUUUACCACAUAUCAUGUGAUUAUUUUGCCAUAUGAAAUUGCAGACAGGCCUGGGCAGUGAAGCUGAUCUGAUCAUGCAUCAUUUUGUUGAUUCUUUCGUCUAAACGACGUAUUGGUUUACACUGAUCAGGUCUCAAAGAGCUUUUACGGAAGAGCUCUGACUAUGAUGUACACUAUACGCUGCGCUGACACUGGAGAAAGUUGUUCAUUUUUAAAUUAAAUAUAUAAAGAGAACGCGUAGGUGAAUCUCACAGAAACAUCUCACAGUAUUUCACCCCAGAAUUUUGCAUUGUGCUUGGAAAACAAUACAUUAAAUUUAAAUCAGAAUUAAUUAAAGGCUACAAAUACUA